Molecule: messenger RNA, 1071 nt
Organism: Aspergillus caelatus
Lineage: Eukaryota; Fungi; Ascomycota; Eurotiomycetes; Eurotiales; Aspergillaceae
Product: D-isomer specific 2-hydroxyacid dehydrogenase family protein
Exons: 4
Coding region: 1-1071 (356 amino acids)
Molecular function (GO): NAD binding
Source: RefSeq, a predicted model, not a curated record
AUGAUGCAGAACUCGGUCCAAAAUCCGGAAGUACUGCUAAGCAUAGCACCAUGGGAUCUCCCUGUAUCAUUCCUCGAGAGUCUACCAACAAUCAGUCCCGGCAUCCGGGUAAUCACCUAUAAAAGGGACAUGCAGGACACCGAGAUGCCCCCAGAUAUAUCGCAGGAGACCUGGAACUCGAUCACAAUUCUUCUCACGUGGAACUAUGUCCCAACAAAAGAACAAGUCCCUAAUCUGCGAUACGUACAACUUCACACCGCCGGUUGCAACCACAUCGCAGACACAACCCUCUUCAAAGACAGCGAUGUAUCAUUCUGUACGGCGAACGGUGUACACCCUCCACAAAUCGCCGAAUGGGUCAUUGCUACUUUCCUCGGUUUCCAACAUCAUUUGUUCGAGCACUGGGACAACCAAAAGCGCGAAACAUGGGCUCUACCUGAGUCAGACGAAGACACGGAGGAUGCUGUCGGUUUACGAAUGGGCGUUCUUGGAUACGGGUGCACUGGGCGUCAGUGCGCACGCUUAGCGAAUGCGCUUGGAAUGGACGUUCAUGCUUUUACGCUACACGAACGACCAACUCUAGAGUCUAAGCGUGAUUACUCGUACGUUGAGGCGGGAUUGGGUGAUCCCAACGGCGACAUUCCAUCCCGAUGGUACCAUGGCUGCGAUCAGCUAAAUGAGUUCCUUGCCGGUCUUGAUCUACUGGUUAUUACUCUACCCCUUACCUCGCUAACCCGGGGCAUGAUCGCUCGCGAACAGUUCCAAGCUCUCGGGAAGCGCAACGCCUUCGUCAGCAACGUUGGACGGGGUCCAAUCGUAAAUACCGAUGAUCUCGUCGUUGCUUUGAAUAACGGGACAAUCAGAGGAGCUGCGGUUGAUGUCACGGAUCCUGAACCAUUGCCUGCGGGACAUCCACUGUGGAAGGCGAGGAAUGUCGUUAUUACACCCCAUGUUGGAGGAAACUCGACUCACUACAAUGAGCGAGUCCUCAAGGUUUUAGCUCGCAAUCUUAAGAAUAUUGCGGACGGGAAGGGGCUUAUUAACAGGAUCAAUAAAUCGCUAGGCUACUAG